Onychomys torridus (southern grasshopper mouse) is the source of this 1164-nucleotide messenger RNA. It is a transcript of the gene Tecr, whose product is annotated as trans-2,3-enoyl-CoA reductase. Gene Ontology annotation, molecular function: oxidoreductase activity, acting on the CH-CH group of donors. The coding region runs from base 133 to 1062 and encodes 309 amino acids. Lineage: Eukaryota; Metazoa; Chordata; Mammalia; Rodentia; Cricetidae. Gene Ontology annotation, biological process: very long-chain fatty acid biosynthetic process. The record is from RefSeq and is a predicted model, not a curated record. The transcript is spliced from 13 exons.
GGACGCGCGCGCACAGAGAGGCGGAGCCGGAGCUAGUGGAGCGCCGCUCACGGCGUGUGUUCCAGGCCAGUGUUUCGUGCGGCAGGGCGGCACCUGAGCUGCAGCGGAGCGGCGCCAUCCUGUGGAGGAGCCAUGAAGCACUACGAGGUGGAGAUUCUGGAUGCGAAGACAAGGGAGAAGCUGUGCUUCCUGGACAAGGUGGAGCCUCAGGCCACCAUUGCUGAAAUCAAGAACCUCUUCACCAAGACACCAGACCCGCAAUGGUACCCUGCCCGACAGUCCCUCCGCCUGGACCCCAAGGGAAAGUCACUGAAAGAUGAAGAUGUCUUGCAGAAGCUUCCUGUGGGCACCACAGCCACACUCUUCUUCCGGGACCUGGGAGCCCAGAUCAGCUGGGUGACGGUCUUCCUGACUGAGUAUGCUGGGCCCCUUUUCAUCUACUUGCUCUUCUACUUCCGGGUACCCUUCAUUUAUGGCCACAAAUAUGACUUCACAUCCAGUCGGCACACAGUGGUGCACCUCGCCUGCAUCUGCCACUCAUUCCACUACAUCAAGCGUCUGCUGGAGACGCUGUUUGUGCACCGCUUCUCUCACGGAACCAUGCCUUUGAGGAACAUCUUCAAAAACUGCACCUACUACUGGGGCUUUGCUGCAUGGAUGGCCUAUUACAUCAACCACCCUCUCUACACACCCCCUACCUACGGAACCCAGCAGGUUAAGUUGGCGCUGACCAUCUUUGUGAUCUGCCAGCUUGGCAACUUCUCCAUCCACAUGGCUCUUCGGGACCUUCGGCCAGCUGGGUCCAAAACCAGGAAGAUCCCAUACCCCACCAAGAACCCCUUCACCUGGCUAUUUCUGCUGGUGUCCUGUCCCAACUACACUUAUGAGGUAGGGUCCUGGAUUGGCUUUGCCAUCAUGACGCAGUGUGUUCCAGUGGCCCUCUUCUCCUUGGUGGGCUUCACCCAGAUGACUAUCUGGGCCAAAGGCAAGCAUCGCAGCUACCUGAAGGAGUUCCGUGACUAUCCACCUCUGCGCAUGCCCAUCAUCCCUUUCCUGCUCUGAGCAGUUCCUCGUGGGCUCAGCCAAGUAGCACUGUCUACGCACCCCCUGACCCGGUGACCGUGGCUCUCCAGCAGUAACAAUAAACCUGCUCUUCCACCUGGA